Plasmodium coatneyi is the source of this 375-nucleotide messenger RNA. RefSeq lists its product as uncharacterized. NCBI's taxonomy places the organism in Eukaryota, Apicomplexa, Aconoidasida, Haemosporida, Plasmodiidae. The transcript has a single exon. The coding region runs from base 1 to 375 and encodes 124 amino acids. The record is from RefSeq and is a predicted model, not a curated record.
AUGCCUGUAACUGCGCGAACGGAAUUUACCAAAGCGAACAAAACCCCAGGGAUAAAAAAACAUAAGCGUAACGAGGAAAACGCUCUUCGAAGAACAAACUCCCACGUGCCAAGCAGAUUGUCAGGGGUACCACGAAAGGGAAACAAAAAGGAAGCUUAUAGGAAGAACAAACAACGCCGGAAGGACCAGGAACAAACCAGCGUCAUCCCCCCCCCUCCUUUUGGAAAAAUGUUUUUGCUUAACGAGAACGAGGAAUCCCCCAAGGAUAUCCUCUUAAACGAGCUCAAGUAUAAAAUCCGAGUGUUGGCCGGGGUCGUCUUCGUGAUCAGGACCAUCCCCACGGUUUUAAGUUUAUUUAGCAAAAGCGCCGACUGA